AGGCGAAAAUCUCCAAGUAUGGGCGACAUCAUGGAGUACUCAUAUUAAAAUACUUCUCUAUCUCCCAGCAUCAAUACAAACGUACAUCGUUUUCCGCAAGAACUAAGAUGAAUACACGGCAAGCGGUUAUAAUAUGGCAGCUGCUGCAGCUAGCGCUGCUGACAUCAGCUGCAGUACAGAUGCAGGACGGAAGGUACAGCGGUCUGCAGGUGGCGGUAGCAUCUAAAACGAUAGAGCCUCUCGACGGCCUGAAGUUCAUUGCAGAUGUGCAGAACUUCAUACAUGCUGGUUCCGAGUUGCUGAACUAUGCGAUGGACAAGAGGGUUUCAAUCAACGACUUCACACUCAUGAUUCCGAGAACCUGGAACGCAUCCAAUUUCGGGAGCGUGGUCAGAGCAUCGGACGACACGACCAUUAAGACGGCUGACAUCCUCCUGCACGACGCAGCCGACGAGUUGCCUGAAACUCUUCAGGCAGAGCUUUGUGGCGUCCCGGGCCGGCAGGUGAGCGUGCCGCUUUUCUUCUUGUCUCUCAGUGAAGAGGAGCAAAAGCAGUUUGGCUCUCCAGGCAAAAUUUUUGCACACGAAUGGGCUCACUACCGCUGGGGGGUUCACGACGAACAUGGGUUCGGGGGCGAUGACGUCUACAGCUCAACGUACGGCAACUACCAAACUGCUAUGUGCAUCGCGGGCACCACCAAUGGCACUACCAAGAGGGACUGUUCAACGACGGACAUUUGUGAGCCAGGCAGCAGCGGAUGCUACUUCUGCUUCGGGGAGGACGAGACCGCCGACCAAGUCCAGGCUUCCCUCAGCUACAUGCCAGCUCUCUCCACCGGUAAAUUCUGCGACGCUGCCACCCACGUGCGCAACACACCGUCCCCUCAGAACGUGCUGUGUGGCGGUCGCUCCAUCAUGGAAGUCAUCCAGCAACACCCCGACCACCUCCUGCAGUGA
Molecule: messenger RNA, 956 nt
Organism: Hyalella azteca
Lineage: Eukaryota; Metazoa; Arthropoda; Malacostraca; Amphipoda; Hyalellidae
Product: calcium-activated chloride channel regulator 2
Exons: 8
Coding region: 108-956 (282 amino acids)
Source: RefSeq, a predicted model, not a curated record